AUGAUUACCUGUUGCUUGCACAUCACUACCCGUCCCUCUCCCAAGAAGAUAACCAGUUACAGGUUUAGUCAUCAGGAACCAAGCUGCCAAGCUGAUGAUGGAGCUAAUACUACAACAGUUGAUGAUUAUGAACCAUUUAUAGAGGAUUACUCACUUUAUGCUGAUUAUGAUGCUGAGUUUAAUGUUGAAACUUCAUUUGAAAAACAACCAGAAGUGGAUUAUCUAGAGGGUAUGGUGAGUGAUGAUAGUGGAGAAGCUUUCUACUCUGAGAGUGGGCAUGGUUCUGAGGAUAGUGGAGAUGAUUCUGAUGACAGUGAAUACAAUGUGGAUGAGUCUAACAUACAAUUUGAUGUAGAUGUAGACAUGAGUGAAUUCCGUAAUGCUGUUGAUGUAGAUGAACAUGGAAUCUUGAACAAUCAUUCAAAAGAUGAAGGGAUUGACAUGGUUGAUGAUGAUUUGGAAGUUAUUGCCACUGAUGAUUAUCAAUUUAUAGGAUUUCAUGAAGAUGAUAGGAAGAGAUUGCUAAAAGAGUUGAGUAAGUUAAGUACAUGCUCACAUGGAAAGGUUCAUGUUAAACCAUUUCAGAUUGGCCAGGUCUUCAAAACCAAGCUUGAUGUUAAAAACUACAUGAACUCACAUGCUGUAGCAACAAGGAGGUCUUUAUACCUAGCCAAAAAUGACAAAAUCCGGAUUAGGGUGAAAUGUAAAGGUGUUGUAAGGUUACAAUCCGUCCACCAUGAAGUGAUCUUCGUUGCUUCAUUCCCACACCUGCAAGUCACCAUCUUUGAAUCAGAAGCGAUUCGAUGUCGUGAAGGGUGCAACGGUCGGCCGAGCAACAGUGGAAAGGAGGAGAGGAGAGAUGAGGACUGA
Messenger RNA from Lactuca saligna, 870 nucleotides. The record is from the annotation of a GenBank genome assembly. NCBI's taxonomy places the organism in Eukaryota, Viridiplantae, Streptophyta, Magnoliopsida, Asterales, Asteraceae.